UUCUCACCAACUCCGGCUUCAUGUUGCUCCAAACAGCCAGUGCUUGUUAGUAAACACAUAGUUUGUCAAAAAGGUGCUGCACACGAAGUGAAGAUACUUACAGAAUAGUGUACUUCUGAAUGUAACAGACUAUCGUAGCAAGUCCCUCCCCCCUCUCUGUGUUCUCGGUCGCUCGUGUUAUUUUCAUAGGGGUCAGUAGUUUAGACAUAACUGUGGUCAGUCAACCUCUAUAACUGCACUGCAAGGUCGUCCCAUGUCUUGACAGAUCAGGGCUGACUGAACUGUAUAGCUCUCUACCAUAGGAUGCACUAUGUGGCGAGUGGCUCCAUGUCCUUGGGUUCCCUGGGCCUGCUCCGUCUGUUUGGGGCAUCCUGGUCCUGGAGCCUCGCAGCAGGUUUGGGUGUUUACUUAGGAACAGGAGGCUGGCGGUACCUGUAUGUGGUGGUUCGUACGGCUAAAAGGGACAUCAACGGUCUUUACGUGCUGCUGAGGGUUAAACUGGCACUAUGGCAUCAUAUUCGAAACCGAAACACCAUACCCUCCAUCUUUGCACAAACCGUGGUUCGGCACCCAGACAAGCCUGCGCUUGUGUAUGAAGCCACUGGGGAAACGUGGACUUUCUCCCAGUUAGAUCAGAUCUCCAAUGCUGUGGCCCACUGGGCCCUGAGCCAGGGCUGGACCGCAGGAGAUGUGGUGGCGCUAUUCAUGGAGAGCCGGCCGCUCCAAGUGGCGCUCUGGCUGGGCCUGGCCAAAGUAGGCGUAGAAGCCGCGCUCAUCAACUUUAACCUCCGACGGGAUUCGCUCCUGCACUGCAUGGGGGUGUCAGCAUCCCGAGCGCUGGUUUUCGGAGCAGAGCUAGUAGACGCUGUGUCUGAAGUGAGCUCCUCUUUGAGUGAGAGCAUGGUGUGGUUCAGCACGGGAGACCUCAGACCAGACCAGAUGGCCACUCUGAAAUGUCACCCCCUUGACUCCAUUCUGGCAUCUGCCCCUCGAAACCCACCACCCUGUGCCGUGUCCAAGGGCUUCAACGAUCGUUUGUUCUAUAUCUACACUUCUGGCACCACAGGACUCCCUAAAGCUGCCAUAGUGGUGCACAGUCGAUAUUACAGGAUUGCUGCUUUUGGGUACCAUUCUUUUCGAAUGCGGCCAGAUGACAUCAUCUAUGACUGUUUACCCCUCUACCAUUCAGCAGGUAAUAUUAUGGGGGUGGGCCAGUGUCUGAUUCACGGUAUAACUGUGGUGGUCAAGAAGAAGUUCUCUGCAAGUCGCUUCUGGGAAGAUUGCAUCAAACAUAACUGCACUGUUGUGCAGUACAUAGGCGAGAUUUGCCGUUACUUGCUGUCUCAGCCUGUGCGCCCCUCUGAGCGACAGCACCGUGUGCGUUUAGCCGUGGGAAAUGGGCUGCGGCCGAGUGUGUGGGAGGCUUUUAUGGAGCGUUUCGGAGUAAAACAGAUCGGCGAGUUCUAUGGAGCCACCGAGUGCAACUGCAGCAUUGCCAAUAUGGAUGGCAAGGUUGGAGCUUGUGGUUUUAACAGUCGCAUUCUGCCAAAUGUGUACCCCAUCCGACUGCUGAAAGUGAAUGAGGAAACCAUGGAACUGGUUCGGGACAAGCAGGGACUGUGUGUGACUUGCCGACCUGGAGAGCCUGGGCUGUUGGUGGGGAGAAUUAAUCAGGAGGAUCCUCUGCGUCGGUUUGAUGGGUACGCUAGUCAGGAUGCCACCAGGAAGAAGAUCGCCUACAAUGUAUUCAAGAAAAACGACUCUGCAUAUCUGUCAGGUGAUGUUUUAGUUAUGGACGAGCUUGGAUACAUGUACUUCCGGGACCGGAGUGGUGACACGUUUCGUUGGAAAGGUGAGAACGUGUCCACUACUGAAGUGGAGGGAACACUGAGCAGCCUGUUGGGACAAACUGAUGUAGCAGUGUUUGGAGUAAAUGUACCAGGUGUGGAGGGAAAGGCUGGAAUGGCUGCCAUUGCUGACUCAACAGGAAACUUCAACUGUAAUUCUUUCCUGAAAGAGGUUCAGCAAGCUCUUCCUCCUUAUGCACGGCCAAUAUUUCUACGCAUCUCCCCAUGUGUAGAUACCACAGGAACAUUUAAAAUUCAAAAGACCAGAUUGCAAAGGGAAGGAUACGAUCCACGGCUCACAACUGACCAGAUCUACUUUCUGAACUCCAGAGCAGGCCGUUACGAGCUUGUGACCGAGGAGCUGUACAAUGCUUUUGAAGAAGGCAGGAUAUCCCUUUGAGACAAAUAAGAGAAGGUAGUCUGAACCUACCUGGUCUUCUAACCUGUGACCGCACCCAGUGUUACCACGAUGCAACAGAACCCACUCAGAUUUGUUCUGCUAGUAUUUAGACAGUUUUUACAUUUACAUGCUUUUGAAUGGGUUUCUUCAAUUUGGUAGCAAGCUGUCUUCACAAUGACAAGCGGAAUAUAUGAUAUGCAAUAGAUGAGACCGUGAGAGAGAAUUAUUUUAAUUUGUUAUUCUGAUUUGAUGGUAGCGUACAGGUGACAAAAUGCAAUAUGUGCACUCCCAAUUUAACCAGUUCAAAAAAACACAA
Messenger RNA from Sinocyclocheilus anshuiensis, 2563 nucleotides. Its product is annotated as long-chain fatty acid transport protein 1-like. The coding region runs from base 304 to 2247 and encodes 647 amino acids. Gene Ontology annotation, molecular function: oleoyl-CoA ligase activity; long-chain fatty acid transmembrane transporter activity. Lineage: Eukaryota; Metazoa; Chordata; Actinopteri; Cypriniformes; Cyprinidae. The record is from RefSeq and is a predicted model, not a curated record. The transcript is spliced from 13 exons. Gene Ontology annotation, biological process: long-chain fatty acid metabolic process; medium-chain fatty acid transport; long-chain fatty acid import into cell. Gene Ontology annotation, cellular component: endoplasmic reticulum membrane; plasma membrane; mitochondrial inner membrane.